Trichosurus vulpecula (common brushtail) is the source of this 951-nucleotide messenger RNA. Its product is annotated as serine protease 27-like. Gene Ontology annotation, biological process: proteolysis. The transcript has 6 exons. The record is from RefSeq and is a predicted model, not a curated record. NCBI's taxonomy places the organism in Eukaryota, Metazoa, Chordata, Mammalia, Diprotodontia, Phalangeridae. Gene Ontology annotation, molecular function: serine-type endopeptidase activity. Bases 1 to 951 code for a protein of 316 amino acids.
AUGGAGCGAGCCACCAUCAAGCUGGAUCCUCAGGCCAGCUCCCAGGGGCAGGGGCAGGGGGCCCUGGACUCCGCCCCAGGCCCUGCCCAGCCCCCCCAGGCCAAGAGGCGCCUGGGGGCAGGAGGCUGGAGCAGCCUCUCCCUGCUGCUGCUGGUGCUAUUGCUGCUGCUUCCCAUGUGUGGGAAACGCAAACUGGAGAAAGGCCCAAGGACUGAGAGCAUGUGGGAGGGGAAAUGGCCUUGGCAAGUGAGUAUCCGGUAUGGGAAGCGCUCCCUGUGCGAGGGCACCCUGAUCGACGUCCAUUGGGUGCUCACGGCAUCUCACUGCAUCCACAGAACCGAUGACCCGGCUCUCUAUCACGUUUUAGUAGGCAGCCACAAGCUGUAUGAGGAGAGCCCCAAGUCUCUCAAGGUUGGAGUGAAGAUGAUUUUUAGGUACCCGGAUAUCACAAAGAAUCAACCCUAUGGACAAGAUCUUGCUUUGCUCCUCCUGGAGCUCCCGGUGAAGUUGUCUUCGUAUGUCAUGCCUGUCUGCUUGCCAAAACCAGGCCUGAAUUUUGAAGAAGAGAAGGUCUCCUGCUGGAUGACAGGCUGGGAAAGAGCUUCCGACACAGUGUUAUCGUUAAAGGCCUCCUCUCUCCAGGAAGUCCAGCUUCCUUUUAUUAAGAAUUCCGAGUGUAACACCCUCUACGCAUCGAUGGGGAAUCUCACGACUGACACGAUGUAUAAGAUAGAGGACGACAUGCUGUGUGCAGGGGACAUCAGUAACCCCAAAGUGAUCUGCCUGGGAGAAGUCGGGAGUCCCCUUGUCUGUGAGUUCUCGAAGGUCUGGACGCAGGUGGCCGUGGGACGCUUUAAGACGGAAGCUGUUUUCCUCUUCAACCAGGAGUGCCCCCGAGAAUUUACAGGACUGCAGAAUGAGGAGCUGGAAUGGAUUUUAGACGUCAUCUAG